Molecule: messenger RNA, 3101 nt
Organism: Pantherophis guttatus
Lineage: Eukaryota; Metazoa; Chordata; Lepidosauria; Squamata; Colubridae
Gene: RCC1
Product: regulator of chromosome condensation 1
Cellular component (GO): cytoplasm
Molecular function (GO): guanyl-nucleotide exchange factor activity
Source: RefSeq, a predicted model, not a curated record
AGUGGAGAAAGAGAAAGAGAGAGAGAGAGAGAGAGAGAGAGAGAGGAAGAGAGAGAAGCUUGGCCCGACUUAGAAGUGGAGGCGGCGAAUGUAGGUAAAGAACGGAGGAUUUUAAGAGUCCAUGAGUUUUCCAAGCGUAGCCAAUCUCUUGAGAGGACUGAACAGGUGUCCCUAAGGCAGCGGCACACUGCAGUUGUGAGCGUGUGUGCGUCUUUAAAGAAACAUGCCAAGAAAACGGGUAUUAGAAAAAGAUGACAUUUUAAAAGCGAAACGGACAAAAGUUAGCCAUUCCUCACACCAAAGUGACCCAGGAUUGGUGUUGACCCUGGGGCAAGGAGAUCUCGGACAGUUGGGCCUUGGACCAGAUGUGCUGGCACGGAAGAGGCCCGCCGUGGUGAAGCUCCCUGAGAAAAUUAUCCAAGCUGAGGCAGGAGGGGUUCAUACAGUGUGUCUGACCGAAACAGGCAAGAUCUACACUUUCGGCUGCAAUGACGAGGGGGCCCUGGGGAGGGACACUUCAGAGGAAGGGUCUGACGCUGUGCCGGGCUUGGUGGAUCUGAAGGAGAAGGUGGUGCAGGUGUCAGCGGGGGACAGCCACACGGCAGCGUUGACGGAAGAUGGACAUGUCUUCAUUUGGGGUGCUUUCCGGGAUGAAAAUGGCGUCAUUGGUUUAUUAGCCCCUCUGAAAGGCGAAGAGAAUUUGGAGUCUAUCAACGGCAGCUUAUUCCCAGUAGAACUACAGUUGGAUGUCCCAGUUGUUAAAAUUGCCUCUGGGAGCCAUCACUUGGCUUUGGUGUCCAAUACGGGCAACCUUUACACCUGUGGAUGUGGAGACAAUGGUCAGCUGGGACGCGUGCCCCAAAUUUUUGUGGUCCGAGGAGGAAGAAGGGGCUUGGAGCGGCUGUUGCUCCCCCAAGCGGUCACCAUAAAGCAGAGAGGCUGUAAGACCAAAGGCAACAUCAAAGAUGUCUUCUGUGGCUCUUACUCCACCAUUGCCAUUACGCAGGAGGGGCACGUGGUUGGAUUUGGCCUCUCCAAUUAUUACCAGUUGGGUUCCCAAGAAAUUACCACUUAUUAUUCUCCAAAGAUUCUGACAGCAUUUAAGAAUUCCACCCGAUCGUGGGUUGGAUUCUCUGGUGGGCAGCAUCACACUGUCUGUCUGGAUUCAGAAGGCACUGUGUAUAGUCUUGGGCGUGCAGACUAUGGUAUGUUGGGCCUGGGAAAAGAAGUUGGCGAGAAGAACUCUCCCACCGCUGUCCCUGGUUUGCCCAAAUCAACUUCGGUGGCCUGCGGGGAACGAGUUGGCUUUGCCGUGACGGCAGAUGGUCACGCCUUUGCCUGGGGCAUGGGGUCAAACCUCCAGCUUGCCACAGGAGAUGAAGAGGACGUCUGGAGCCCUGUUGAGAUGUCCGGCCAGCAGCUGGAGAACCGCAGAGUUCUUUCCGUGACAGCUGGAGGGCAGCACACCGUCUUGCUUGUCAAGGAUCAACAGAGCUGACAAUUUGUUCCUGCGGCCCCGUCAGGAACCCUCCAGGGGGCGCUCGCUGUCUGAAGCUUUUGGGGCCAGGUUUUGAAGACUUGCCCUUCUUGUGGGGAAAGGAAAAAAACCAAAAACUUUUCAAAGUUUCUUUGGAAAAGAAAAUUAGCUGGAGAUAAAAGAUACUCUUCUGAAUGCUGGAAUUUUGUUGAAAUCCAAAGCAGAUUAUCUUGUAUCGAACGGGGGAACGGAGACCAGCCUUCCCCACCCUUAAAAAAAGGAAAAAGAAUCAGUGUCUGAAAAAUCUGUUUUACUACCAUUUUUUUGCUUUCACUAGCUGUUUUUCCAUGCUUUUAUCGAUCGUUGAGUCACUUGGAAUUUCCCCCGGUUCUGUGGGUUUUGGGGCUUCACCUCGGUUGCGUUCUUAGCUAUUUAUUCUUCCCUUUUAAACGUUUUUAAUCCCUCGCAAUGCUUGCAAUUAACUGUUGGGAAGUGCGGUCUCUUCAAUUUAAGUGCGAAAAAGCCUGCUGCUGCUUUUCACCAGGUGUCGUCUUUUGCCUAAAGCAGCAGAGUAAAUUGCGAUGGCACCAAGAGCCGUUUUAUAGUUCAUGGCAUCGGUUGCUCUCACCGAGAUCUCUUCUUCAAGAUUUUCAGGGUUAUGUAGGCAGAGUACAUCAUCACCUCCAGCCAGUGAACUCCAGGGGACAGGCUGCUUCAGAGGGAGGAACAGCGUAAAUAAGCACAUUUUCCAAGUUGGAUGCUUUAACAAAAGGAUGCACAUUGGUUCUACUUUCCCUUAUUCCAGGAAAAGAAGGCCUUUAUCCUUGUAGGAAAUCUGAAUUCCUCAAUCCUUGUAAUUAUGGUUGGGGGAGAAAGAUGGUUCCUAAGUGGAGAGCAGGUAAAAGAUUUCUCCUUUUUGGAGAAAUUCUUGAGUGUUUCCUUAUAGAACCAUUACUAUAACUCCCAUUGAUGUAGUUGCUAAUCUCCCGAACAACUAAACCUGAACAGAGACUUCCAAUGACCCAGCAUUGCUCGGGGCAUCCAACAAAUCCUGUUUUUUUUAUAUUUUUAAAGUGGCACCUCUGGUUAUUUUUUUCCUGGAAAAGUUAGGCCCUUAAAUUUAGGAGACCAGCUUCAAGUUCUCUCAGGUGUUCCUUCGUUAGUUGCCUUGCAUGAAUAGCAGAGUGAUUUUUUCCCCCUCAACUUUUCCGUGUGGGGCCAUGCUUUUAAACCAUAUUUUCAAUUUAGUUUGACAGAGACAGGUAAAACGGCUUGUUCAAAGGAGCUGCUUGUCAGUCGAUUCUUAACAAAGAUGAAAGGAGCAAAACCAGCCCAAGAAAAACCAUGGUUAGAUCACAGAAAGUAAGACAGACUGAGAUGGAAACCUUUGUGCACGCCAGCCACGUUCUGUCAUCUCCCACAGCUAAAAUUUCUUGCAAUUCUAGAAAAAUUUUAGGUGCGUUUUUAAAAUAACGGAGUUCCUGCGGCUUCAGGAAACCAGGGGAAGGGGAAAUUUGGAGAGGUAAAGAAAUCAUAUAUAUAUAUAUAUAUAUAUCUUUGGUAGCAUUUUCAAGGAGGCACAUCUGUGAAAUCCUAACGUUUGAAAUAAAUUUGAGUUUUGAUA